Molecule: messenger RNA, 2146 nt
Organism: Neltuma alba
Lineage: Eukaryota; Viridiplantae; Streptophyta; Magnoliopsida; Fabales; Fabaceae
Product: amidophosphoribosyltransferase, chloroplastic-like
Exons: 1
Coding region: 164-1906 (580 amino acids)
Biological process (GO): purine nucleobase biosynthetic process
Molecular function (GO): amidophosphoribosyltransferase activity
Source: RefSeq, a predicted model, not a curated record
GGUGCCUUCCUGGUCGCUUUGAAUUUUGCCAGUUUGAAACCCUGAACUUCCAACUCUUAAAACCUAGAAACGAACGAACUGUUUCAUAUCUAUUGACUGCUCACGUCGUCCCUCCACCCCAUCCUUCCUUUUUCCUAUAGCAAGUCCGCUUCCUCGCUCUUCCAUGGCUGCGGUUUCAAAUUUCUCUGCUUUAUCAUCCUUCCUUCCAAAACCUUCCUCCUUCCCUGUCACCACGUCCACCGCCAACGCCAAUGCUUGUUUCUGCGACAAAACCCUCCCAAAACCCAUUCUUUCUCUCGCCGCCGCGGACACCCACAAUACGUCUUUCACCGUUUCAUCUAAAAACCCAAUUUCCGAUCUCCUUCGAGAGAAUGAGCCACACCCAGAGCCUGAAUCAGAAUCCUUUUACUUCGACGAUGAUGACGACAAGCCCCGCGAGGAGUGUGGUGUGGUCGGUAUAUACGGUGAUCCAGACGCGUCUCGUCUUUGCUAUUUGGCCCUUCACGCACUUCAGCAUCGUGGUCAAGAAGGUGCCGGAAUCGUCGCUGUUCACGACAACGUCCUUCAAUCGAUGACUGGGGUAGGACUCGUUUCUGACGUUUUUAAUGAACCUAAGCUGGAUCAAUUACCUGGAAAUUUGGCCAUUGGGCAUGUUCGCUAUUCAACCGCAGGCCAGUCGAUGCUCAAGAAUGUUCAGCCCUUCGUUGCAGGGUACCGAUUUGGUUCUGUCGGUAUUGCUCAUAACGGUAAUCUGGUCAAUUAUCGAACUUUAAGGGCCAAACUCGAAAACGAUGGGUCGAUUUUUAACACUAGUUCUGAUACUGAGGUGGUGCUCCAUCUCAUUGCAACGUCAAAGCAUAGGCCUUUCAUAUUGAGGAUUGUUGAUGCCUGCGAGCAGAUUCAAGGGGCUUAUUCUAUUGUGUUUGUCACUGAGGAUAAGCUUGUUGCAGUGAGGGAUCCCCAUGGAUUCCGUCCUCUGGUUAUGGGACGGAGAAGCAAUGGAGCUGUAGUGUUUGCCUCGGAAACUUGUGCUCUUGAUCUGAUUGAAGCAACGUUUGAAAGAGAGGUGAACCCAGGUGAAGUUAUAGUGGUGGACAAAAAUGGGAUUCAAUCUUUCUGCUUAAUGUCUCAUCCAGAGCCCAAACAAUGCAUCUUUGAGCAUAUAUACUUUGCCCUCCCAAACUCUGUGGUUUUCGGAAGAUCAGUGUAUGAAUCUAGAAGAAAGUUUGGCGAAAUUUUGGCAACUGAAAGCCCGGUUGACUGUGAUGUUGUGAUAGCAGUUCCUGAUUCUGGUGUUGUGGCUGCACUUGGUUAUGCUGAAAAGGCCGGCGUUCCUUUUCAACAAGGUUUAAUCAGGUCUCACUAUGUAGGAAGGACUUUCAUUGAGCCAUCCCAGAAGAUCAGAGACUUUGGAGUGAAGCUGAAGCUUGCAACAGCUCGAUCGGUGCUCGAAGGCAAGAGGGUUGUGGUGGUGGAUGAUUCAAUUGUGAGAGGAACCACAUCUUCCAAAAUAGUGAGGAUGUUAAAGGAAGCAGGGGCUAAAGAAGUUCACAUGAGGAUUGCUAGUCCACCAAUCAUAGGAUCAUGCUAUUAUGGAGUGGAUACACCAAGUUCUGAGGAGUUGAUCUCUAACAGGAUGAGUACAGAGGAAGUGAGGGAGUUAAUCGGAUCAGAUUCACUUGCUUUUCUCCCUCUCGAUAGCUUGAAGAAGUUGUUAGGCACUGAUUCUCCUAAUUAUUGCUAUGCUUGCUUCUCUGGGAACUACCCUGUUGAACCCAAAGAGCUGAAAGUGAAGAGAGUUGGUGACUUUGUGGAUGAUGGCUUAAAUGGGAGUUUGGAAUCUAUUGAUGGAGGAUGGAUUCAAGCAAACCCAAGCCUUAAAGAGGCAAAGGUCGUUGGUCUUUGACUUGGGAUUUUUGAAGUUUUACGAUCCUCUCAAACUAUAGAGCAUUAGAACUACAGUGGUGUGUUUCAAAUAAUUCUUUUUUAUUCUCAAUGACCAGUGCUUGAAACUUGUUUUGGUCACAGCUUCAGUCUUGGAUAUCUCAUCUAGAGUUUGAGUUAUUUAGAAUCUAUGACGCUAAAGUAAGAACUCAGUUUUGGAUCUGAUUUUAUGUUUUAAAAUAUACUCGCACUAUUGUCUCCA